AUGAGCUACUACUUUGCCAUUGUCGGCACCCAGGACAAUCCCCUGUUCGAGUAUGAGUUCGGCACCUCCAAGCAGGGCGGCGAUGGCCAGUCUCGCUUCACCGAACAAGUGCGACACUUGAACCAGUUCAUUCUUCACUCGAGCCUGGACAUAGCCGAGGAGGUGCAGUGGUCGAGUGGCCAGAUGUAUCUCAAGUGCAUCGACAAGUUCUUCAACAACUACAUCUCCUGCUUCGUCACCGGCGGCAACGUCAAGUUCUUGCUGCUGCACCAACCCACCACCCCGACCUCGACGGCAACGUCCAGAUCGUCGACCGCUAUUGGCGCCAACCCGACGAGUCCGGCCACCGAAGAGGCAAUCAAGAUGUUCUUCACGGAAGUGUACGACAACUGGGUCAAGGCCAUCAUGAAUCCAUUUUACAAGGCAAAUAUGGAGGUUCGGAGUCCCAUCUUUAGAGCAAGGGUAGCAGCUGCUGGACGGAAAUACCUAUAG
This is a messenger RNA of Trichoderma breve, 492 nucleotides long. RefSeq lists its product as uncharacterized. The record is from RefSeq and is a predicted model, not a curated record. The transcript is spliced from 2 exons. The coding region runs from base 1 to 492 and encodes 163 amino acids. Lineage: Eukaryota; Fungi; Ascomycota; Sordariomycetes; Hypocreales; Hypocreaceae. Gene Ontology annotation, cellular component: TRAPP complex; cytoplasm; nucleus. Gene Ontology annotation, biological process: endoplasmic reticulum to Golgi vesicle-mediated transport.